This is a messenger RNA of Vidua chalybeata, 3961 nucleotides long. It is a transcript of the gene PDE3A, whose product is annotated as phosphodiesterase 3A. Bases 136 to 2694 code for a protein of 852 amino acids. Lineage: Eukaryota; Metazoa; Chordata; Aves; Passeriformes; Viduidae. The record is from RefSeq and is a predicted model, not a curated record. The transcript is spliced from 16 exons. Gene Ontology annotation, cellular component: cytosol. Gene Ontology annotation, molecular function: 3',5'-cyclic-AMP phosphodiesterase activity. Gene Ontology annotation, biological process: oocyte maturation; positive regulation of oocyte development.
CUGGGCAUCCUUCUGGCCGGCUACGCCGACCGGCUGUGGCCCCCGCGGCGGGCCGCCCCGCUGGCCGAGCCUCCCGCCGCCCCCCCGGCCGCGGACGAAGCCCCGGUGCUCAGGCGGCGGCGGCGGUCCAGCUCCAUGAUCUCCCCCGAGAUGUCGGGCGGCGGCGGCAGCGGCAGCAAGACCCACCGGAGGACCUCGCUGCCCUGCAUCCCCCGGGAGCAGCUCAUGGGGCAUUCUGAAUGGGAUCACAAACGAGGACCCAGAGGCUCACAGUCUUCUGGCACCAGCAUCACGGUGGACAUCGCUGUCAUGGGAGAAGCACACGGGCUCAUCACAGACCUCCUGGCCGAUCCUUCGCUGCCCCCCAACGUCUGCACCUCGCUGAGAACAGUCAGCAACCUGCUCAACACACAGCUGACCUUCCAGGCCAUCCACAAGCCAAGGGUGAAUCCCUUGGUGUCCUUCAGCGAGAACUACACCUGCUCCGACUCAGAGGAGUGUCCGGAGAAAGGAGAGAAGCUAGCAAUUCCCAAGCGCUUACGGAGAAGUUUGCCUCCAGGACUGCUGAGAAGAGUGUCCUCAACCUGGACCACAACGACAUCAGCCACAGGAUUGCCCACUCUGGAGCCAGCUCCAGUGAGGAGGGACCGCAGUGCCAGCAUCAAACCCCACGAAUCUUCUUCAUCCAGCUCUGACUCCUGGAACAGCUCCAUUCUGAUGACAAUCACGAAGAGUAGGUCCUUCUCCACCUCCUACGCCGUGUCCUCUACCAACCACCUGAAUGCCAAAAGGCAGAGCCGGCAAGGUAUCCCACCAAAUAUUUCACCUCUCACCUCCCCGUGCCAUUCACCGAUUCAGGGGACGCCAGCCACGAGUCCUACUGGAAAAACAUCUUCUGUGUCAUUUCCAGAGCCUACAGACACUGACACCAAGCAGGGCCUAAAGCCACACAAAGUCUUAACUUCUACUCAGAGUGCACCUAGCCUGUCAGACCCUGUUAUCAGCCCCUCCAUCAUCUGCAGCAGCUGUGGCAGACCCUACAACCAAACAGAAGCUGGCAAUGGGACACUAAAUAGAAAUGAUGCUACUACGCACACCCUGAACAGAACAGAUGAUGCUGCUCAAGCCACUUCUGACUACGAGACCAACAACAGCGACAGCAGUGACAUCGUGCAGAACGACGACGACACGGAUUGCUCCAAGGAGCAGCCACGGAAGGGAUCUGGCUGUAGGUCCUACACACCCGAGACCAUCAUCCUGCAUCCCUUGACACCACCUGAGGACAAGCCUGUACUGGCUCCUGAGCCUCUGGUUAUGGACAACUUGGAUCCCUUGAUGGAGCAGCUAAAUAGUUGGAACUUCCCAAUCUUUGAUUUGGUGGAAAAAAUUGGGAAGAAAUGUGGUCGGAUUCUCAGUCAGGUAUCAUACAGGCUUUUUGACGACAUGGGGCUGUUUGAAACCUUUAAAAUACCAGUGAGGGAAUUUAUGAACUACUUUCAUGCCUUGGAGUGUGGAUACCGAGAGAUACCUUAUCACAACCGAAUCCAUGCCACUGAUGUUCUACACGCCGUGUGGUACCUCACAACCCAGCCCAUCCCAGGACUCCCAACUGUGAUCAAUGACCACGGCUCAGCAAGUGACUCAGAUUCUGACAGUGGAAUCACUCACGGCCACAUGGGAUAUGUGUUUUCAAAGACAUACACACCUACAGACGACAGCUACGGAUGCCUGGCUGGCAACAUCCCUGCCCUGGAGCUCAUGGCUCUUUAUGUAGCUGCAGCCAUGCAUGAUUAUGAUCACCCAGGAAGGACCAAUGCCUUCUUGGUAGCAACGAGUGCUCCUCAGGCGGUGCUGUACAACGACCGCUCCGUGCUGGAGAACCACCACGCUGCUGCUGCCUGGAACCUCUUCAUGUCCAGGCCAGAGUACAACUUCCUGGUCAACCUGGACCACGUGGAGUUCAAGCAUUUCCGCUUCCUCGUCAUCGAGGCCAUUCUGGCUACUGACCUGAAGAAGCACUUUGAUUUCGUUGCCAAGUUCAACGCCAAGGUGAACGACGAUGUUGGAAUUGACUGGACCAACGAGAACGACCGCUUGCUGGUUUGUCAGAUGUGCAUCAAACUGGCUGACAUCAACGGGCCUGCCAAGUGCAAGGACUUGCACCUGCAGUGGACAGAAGGCAUCGUCAAUGAGUUUUAUGAACAGGGUGAUGAAGAGGCCAGCCUGGGCCUGCCCAUCAGCCCUUUCAUGGACCGCUCCGCUCCUCAGCUGGCACACCUCCAGGAAUCCUUCAUCACUCACAUCGUGGGACCACUCUGCAACUCCUACGACUCAGCAGGGCUGAUGCCAGGAAAAUGGAUAGAAGAGAGUGACGAGUCAGGAGACACUGAUGAGCAGGAAGAGGAGGAAACGGCAGAAAUGGAAACUUGUGAAAACGCCGAAUCCAGAAAGAAGAAGUUCAAGAGGAGGAAAAUCUACUGUCAGAUCACUCAGCACCUGCUUCAGAACCACAAGAUGUGGCAGAAAGUGAUUGAGGAUGAGGAGAGGUUAGCUGGGUCAGAGAAGCAAGGCACGGAGCAAUCCCCACUGCACCAAUCUUCAGAACAAAUCCAGGCCAUCAGGGAAGAGGAGGAAGAGAAAGGGAAGGCCAAGAAGGAUGAAGAGGAGAACACAACUGUAGAACCAAACCAAUGACAAUAUUUACAGCAGUAUUUUAAGACAGAUUGACUCGUGCACAGACUCUUUCUCAAGCCAGCACAGCAUUUAGACACAACACUGUAGAAGUAUGGGAUAAUGCGCCUACAGCUGUUUAAUUUGUUUCUCUUUCCUUUUUAUGGUGAGGUACAUUGUUUAAACUCCUAUGCUCAAGGAAGCUUUCACACUGCAACACCGGCUUUACAGACUUUCUUUGAAGAGAUUUGGGGGUGGGUGGAAUUAUAUAAAUAUAUAUAUAUUUAGCCAGGGUUAUUGGCUGCACACUUCAGCAAAAUACAUUUAAUGAUAUAUUAUGGUCACUGUGAUAUUUACAGGAGAAAGUUAUCUGAGGAAAUGCUGCUUCUGAAGCACAUUUGCAGUUAACAGUAAGGUACCAGUUAAGUAGCUUUUUGCUCUUAAUGCUGAGGGAUAAAAGUUCCAAAGCUUUAUAUGAAUGCUGAUAUAUCCUGCCAAACACAUAUGUGUGAGCGAGGGGGUGUUUGCAAGUGUGAGUGGAUGUGAGGAAAUACAGCAUGGUCUGAGUUCUUACCACACCAGCUGUAGCAUACAUCCCAGCACACCACAACAAACAGAAGGCCAGAACUGUAGAGAAUUCGUGCCUGCAAGGGAACAAUUUUGAGGAGCUUUGCUUUCCCACAGCCCUCCAAUCCCAGUUUGCACUCCAGCUGCGGGCAGCCUCCAUCCAGCAGCAGCCCAGGCGCUGCUCUGGCCCUACCCAGCUGUGCUGGCAUCACCUCCUCCUCCUCCUCCUCGGCACCUCCCGGACUGCUGGCGAAAGGGACGUGCCAGGAGGGUUUUUGGCAAAGGGGGGAAGUGCAUGGCACAGCAAUCUGUGCCCCUGGAGAAGGCUGGCCCUGCCUGCACUCGUGCAGGGUGGACGGCGGCGCGGGGGCGCGCGGCCCUCUUCUGCCCUCACCCCCUGCCUCUGGGCAUCUCUGACCAAAUGUGUCAUUGGAGAACAAAGCUAAACUGCUGGGAGAGAAAAGAAGGGAAUGUGGGGGCCAGGGCCUUCCCCAGAAGAAGGCAAAGGGUGCAUUAGGAGCUGCAGGGUGCCAGUCCUGCGUGGGCUGGGCACUCGGUGUCCCAGGACCUCACAUGGGCUUCAGAGAACCUGGGUUUUCAGUGUGAGGUGCUGCAUGGGAGCAGUUUGUUGCUGGCAUUCUGCUUAGGAGCAGCAUGUUUGAUCCCACCAAUAUAUUUUUCCUUCUUUCUUUUCUUUUUUUUUUUUUUUUUUUUUUUUUUUUAA